AUGCCAGAUCUGGCCGAUGGUUCGAUGAAUGGUUGGACGCGUGAAGACGCACCCCAACCUGUCCCGAAGACCUCGCCACAACCUGUAGUUCCAGAACCCGUCCCAAAAGGCUCCGAUGUCGCCGUCAAGCCCCCUGCUGGUAGCAAACAGAAGCGUCAAGGAUCAAAGUACGACAAUAUUCAGCAAAUAAUCCUUCACUUUGCGGGCAACGAAGGCGCUGAGCAGUGUGACGAGAUCUCUAGUCCUGUAUGCCAAGGUACAGGUCUCGAUUUCAAUCUGUGCAUGCAGCAUCCUGAAGCUCACUUCGUCUUUUUCGCCAUUACCCAUUUUGCCAAUUGGUUGCACAAACUUCAGAACACUUUCACCUACUCUACAGUCGCCGCUGGUCUAUCGACGGCAACGCUUGUCAAACAGUUCUUCACUCCUCAAGUUGACCCAAGUACAUUGGUCCUGCCAGUGGCAAUCAUUAAUGGACUUUUUGGCGCCCUCAGUCUUGGUAUCCCAGCGGCAACUCUGGGAUCAAGUGCCGCCACCAUUGUAAGUGGAGUACUUACUCAAAAGGGUUUGACCGCUGUCGACCCCUUGGUUCAAUGGGGAGAGGUCCAGACCGCAGUCGGCAAGCUCUACCAAUCUGUUACCAUAGCCCUAGACCAGUACUUUGACUCAGUCCUCAAGACUCUCCCACAAUACGCCUCAGGUGCGGCAGUCGAUUACUUCAAUGACCCGGUGCAACUUCCGUCGGUUCUCAAGGACGGCCAUUUCGCCUCCAACGUCGAUGUAGGUAGCAUCAACCCUAACGUCUUCGGCGCCGUCGUCUCUCCUGCAAUCAAUUCCCUCUGGGUCCAAGACCGCGUAGCCAUCUUCAAAAUCACAGACCAUGCAUACAAUCGCGUCGACCACGGCAAAGCUUGCUCAUUCUGGCCUGACCAAACCGUCUGCAGCCCGGACGGCGGCACGGCCUACAUCUUCGCUCGCUGGAUCAACACUCCACAGCCACGCGAGCGCAUCCCCGCCCUUGACACCAACAAAUGGCACGUCUGGGGUACCUCGGACAAGGGUGAAGCGGACGAUGGCACCAAGAACGCCAACCAUCUCACCGAAUACGCCCUUAGUCUUGACAUCAUACUUCAGUCUGCCAUCAAACAGCAGGCUAAGCACGGCUACCUUUACAGCAAUACGCAGCAAGACACGCUCGAUCAACUAACGAACGACCCUGGCGAUAUCACCGAGGCGGACCUCGCGAGCUGGACGAUUCCAAUCUGUGACAUCGAUGCGAUACUGAAGGCGCAUGGGAAGACAUACAUUGGAGCUGAGCCUGUCGGGACGGAAUUUGGUUAUUCGCUGCCAACCUGGGCUAUGUGUACUUGUGUGCAAGCGGAAGGGUGGCCAACUGAUAAAUAUCCCUACGAGAAUCCUAUUGCUAACCCGGAGUGUUCGCCUGGCUGGGGCUGA
Molecule: messenger RNA, 1452 nt
Organism: Bacidia gigantensis
Lineage: Eukaryota; Fungi; Ascomycota; Lecanoromycetes; Lecanorales; Ramalinaceae
Exons: 4
Coding region: 1-1452 (483 amino acids)
Source: RefSeq, a predicted model, not a curated record